Paramecium sonneborni is the source of this 687-nucleotide messenger RNA. Lineage: Eukaryota; Ciliophora; Oligohymenophorea; Peniculida; Parameciidae. The record is from the annotation of a GenBank genome assembly.
AUGAUGUAGGAUAGAAAUAGGGAAUCAGAUUAAGCUCUGGAAAAGGGAGGAAGUUAAUUGUAAGGAAUUGCUCUUAGAUGGGCCAAAUCAAAAUACAAGUUUAUUCAUUUUUUAAAAAUCCCAAAGUAAUUACUUCUAGUUCAUUAAUACAUAAUCAAUAUAAGAAUAGGAAAUCUAGUGUGUAAUGAGACAUUAUCUAAGAAAUUUAAUUAAUUUCUAAUGAUUAAAGAUAAAAAGAACGAUACUUUUGAAUUUAAUUGUCAAUGUUAGAAACUAAGUGAUAUUUUCCUAACUACAUCAACGAAUUUCAGUAUAGUAGACUCUACUAAUUAAUAAAUUGUUAAUCUUAAUUUUAAUUCAAAUAUUCAAGAUGUACUAGUAUUAAGAAUAUGUAAAAGCUUUGUAACACUAAUAUUUAUUAUACUUUAUAUUUAUCAAUUAAAAGAAGAUUGUUAAGAUCAGAAAAAAGAAUUGUAAACUGAAGAAGGGAAUUUUUAAGGGCCAUAUAUUCAAGAUAAGAAUCUUAUUUAUUAAGGCAUUUACAAUCUAUGCAAGAAUAAUGAUUUAUAGGUUGAAAGCGCGUAGCAUAUAGAACAUGGAACUUAACCUCAUCUUUCAUUUAUUGCAUUUUUUUGCCAUAUGCACAGCAUUUUAGAAGAUAGUUUUGACGAUUUUACAAGAAUAUGA